UACUCCACAUGCUCUCAUAAAGUAACAUCCGUUUGAAGCAAAGAUACAUGAAACCAAUGUUUAAAACGAGUAAACACGUGGAAGUGAGAUAAAAGUAACGAGAAAAGUUCAACAAUAUUUUGUACUUAUAAAUAAUUUUUAAUUGAUAUCUUUAUUUCAUUUAUUAAUACUUAUUAAUUAUUAAUACAUAUUAAUUUAUAAUGUGGAAAAAAAAUUCACACAAUUUUUUUAGAAGAAAUAUCAAACAUCGAAUGACACACAGAUGCACAUUGCUCUUUAUCACUAACGGUGAUAUAUCUCACAAAUGGUGGGGGAAUUUGCACAGUGUGGUUAAAAGGAUAUACUUUUAAAACGGAAUUUUAGUGUUUUACGUGAGUCUAUCGUAUAAUGAGCGCGAGAGAACGAUUAAAAGGGUCUACGCGCCAUGUGAGUACUGAAAGAUAAAUAAAAAGAUAUGAGUAUGAGAUAUUUUUCGUAUGUCAUAAAGCGUGAAUUAAUCAUAAAACUAGAUGAAAUCAGAGACUAUUCUCGGCCCGUUUUUACUGGAACAUUCACCGUUUGGCAAGAAUUUUUGUUAGAAAAGGAAAGCGUUUUUUGGAGCAUAGUACGCUUAUUUGAUUAUUUAUUACGAGGUUUCAGUCAAGUUGUAUUUGCAAAUAAUCCAAUUAGUGGAUUAUUGAUAACGAUUUCUUUAGGAGUUAAUGCACCAGGUACGUUACUCCUCUCAGCAAUCACUGGUUUCCUAGGUCUUCUAUUAUCUGUGCUAAUACGAGAUUCAGAGGAAAAUAUCGCAAAUGGGUUAACAGUGUUAAAUCCAUUAUUAGUCGGUGCGAUAUCGUCCAGUUUAAUACCAAGUAUCUAUGGACCAUUCGAUGGUUUUAGUCUACUACUGAUCAUUCUGGGAACGAUCUUUAGUGUUUACUUGACCCGCUCUUUCAGAAACAAUAAGUUACCAUUCAUAGCAUGGCCGUUUAAUCUGGCUGAAUUUGCGUUACUCUUGGUCCUUUAUACCAAAGACAAUGGACUUGAUACGUCGGAGGAACUGCAACCAGUUACGAGAAUGGACAAUGCAACAAGUGAUGCGACGACAGGCAAUAUCAGUUUCAUCGGAGAAAAUGCGACAGGGAUACACAUUGACUGGGGAAUGAUGUUUCAUGGCGUUAUAGUGUCAGCGUCGCAGGUGUUAGCAGUUGAAAGCGUUAUUAUGGGUGCUGUGGUUUAUUUAGCUUGUCUACUUUGUUCUCCGAUAACGGCUGGCUUUGCUUUUUUGGGUGCACUCAUCGGUUCAUUGGCGGGUAUUAUACUAUUUUUGUGUUUAAUGCUUGGAAUACAAAUCGAUGAAAUUUAUGCCGGCUUGUGGGGCUACAACACUUUUCUGACGGGAGCUUCGUUAGCAACUUUAUUUGCGUUUAGCGGACAAACAGCUGUAGCUGUGAUCGUAGCAAUCGUAUACACCGUGAUCGUGCAGUAUGGCGUAUUGUUCUUCUUUAGAGAUCUGAAAUUGCCGAUACUGUCGCUACCGUUCAUUCUGGUGACAUCUUUGUUUCUGCAAUUAAGGAACAACUCAGAAGAUAAAACUUUUCUGCAAGCCCCGCCUAUUUCUAUACCACAGGAACAACGUCGGGAUUAUCUUGCCAACCAACGGCUUAUUCAGCAAAUAAACGAUCCAGAAAAUGUCGGAGACGGUGCUAAAGAUCGAAAAAAGAUAUCAACACUUGACGUUUAAUGAUAAAAUAAGCAUAAUGCGGUAUUUUCAUUUGCGCAUUUCAUAUGGAAGUUUUAUAGAAAUUUGAAUUCAAUGUCUUGUAUCUGCUUUCACUCGCUAUUUCUUCUCUCAUAAAAAAUACAUUGGAUUGCUACAACGAAUUUUUAACGAAAGCAUUCAAGAAUCUACAAGUCGAUCAAUAAAAUUACUUGGCUGCUUUUUUUAGCUUACGACGUGGAGUCCGUGUCGUAAAUUCGACGGAGAAUUUUCAUUUGUCCUGCAUAACGACUACUGCGUCUGUUCUUUCAUUGCGUUAACUACGUACUUUAUGUAUAUCAGACAUUCGGAUUUGUGACACGAUUCCUUAGAAAAUAUGAAAAAAAUACUUUCAAGUUUUCUCUUGUAUAUGAUGAAUUGAUAACAAUUUUCAUGAAUAGAGACCAAGUGCGAGGAUACGAAUAGAGAAACAAUGUGACGCUGCUUCAUUAAAAAUAAGUUUUGCGAAUAUCUUCUUUCUUUCCUUAUGAAUUUAUUGAGGAUAGACUGUAGUCAAAAAAAUUUACGCGUCGCAAUAAUUUUGUAAAUAUUUUAAUUCCAAUAAUAAAAUAUCUAUAGUACUGGGUGCUAUUAACUAUGAACAUUUAUAUUUUAAUUAUUCUUCUAAUAUUUCAAUAUGAUACGAAAAGAAGAAAGAGGGUAGAUAUAUGAUAUUCGACAGUGCCACUUUAUUUCUAUUUUUAACAAUCCUGGCAUAAUCUCAUCCUGUGUUCUAGUGCUUUUCGCGGACGCUACUAUUGUAAUAUAUGAUAGUUGUUUCAUACUUUGUAAUAUAUGUAACUACAUAUUCAUGUAAUUUCCAAGCAGGAAUAUAUCGAAUAUUUCGUAAAGGUGAAUAUUUACAGAACGACGUUAUUUCCUUUUAAUAUAUUACGUUGCAAAGGGUAUCUGUUUGUUCAUGCAAGAUUGA
Bombus pyrosoma is the source of this 2672-nucleotide messenger RNA. RefSeq names its product urea transporter 1-like. Gene Ontology annotation, cellular component: membrane. The record is from RefSeq and is a predicted model, not a curated record. The transcript has 10 exons. NCBI's taxonomy places the organism in Eukaryota, Metazoa, Arthropoda, Insecta, Hymenoptera, Apidae. Bases 455 to 1726 code for a protein of 423 amino acids. Gene Ontology annotation, molecular function: urea transmembrane transporter activity. Gene Ontology annotation, biological process: urea transmembrane transport.